AUGGCGCGCCACAGAGGGACCCAUCCCCGACCCCAGCCAGAGUACCGCCCGGGCGCAGGCACAGCCCAAGGCUGGCUGCAAACAGAGCUUCGGCCUCGCAGCUGCGGAUCUCCAGCUCCGACCUGUCCGCCUCUGGCUCUUCGCAUGCUCAGCCCCCAGACUGAGACCCCCCGGGCCGCAUUAGCAGAGGCCAAGCCCCUGGACCGGGAAGGAGAGGGGAGGGGUAGGACUGGGGGAGGCACGCUGCACCCCUGCACUGUGGCUUCCCUGCUUUCUGCCCUCCCCACUCCUGGUGCUUCCUGCUCAGGGACCAGCAGCCUUUGUGGUCCCCCAGCUUUGUGCAAAGCCCCCCUUCCCCCCUCACUUCCUUGGCCAAACUGCCAUCAGUCAAGCUGGCAACACCUGCCACUCUGGGGUUCUAGUUCCUCUGCCCUCCUCUGGCUGGGACAGUGCCUGCCUGCCCUCUGCUGGACUCCGGAGUGCCUAGCCCCUACACCCCGGUCCUCUGAACUCUGGGGGGGCCCCGAGCAGAACACUUGCCAGGAGGAGCCAGGCCCUGCGCGGCCUGACAGGGGAAUUAUCAUCCAUCUCACAGAAAAGAGAACUGGGGCGCCCUCAGAUUUUCCGACCCAAGCCUUCCCCUUGGCUUUGCACCUGCAGGGGUGGGGGGCGAGGGGCACAGAAUGGACCCCCUGCCGCUACCUCGCCCAUCACUCGCGGUGGAGGGAGGGUGUGUGUCUAGGAGCCUGGCACCCGUGUCAGGGCUGGGGAGUGGCUGCCCGAGAGGGUAGGGGUCGGCGUGCGGUCACUUGGGCAGGAGUGGAGGGAGCUGCGCCCCGCUCAAGGCUGUCCGUUCUGGAGCGCCCUGCGGGGCUGAGGGAACCUGGAGACCAGGGUCCUCACUCCGGCACUACCCCGUCCAGCUUUCUGCUCUGCACCUGCGGCGCACCGAGUGCCAAGUCCCAGGGAUGGGCCGGCCUGGGAUGGGCCUCUGCACCUUCCCAGCCCUUCCUUUCCUGGCAAACAAAGGCCCUGCUGCCCGUAUGCUGCUGCUCUGAUUUGUUUGGGCCGCGGGAGGUGUGUGGCAGCAGGCCCCGCCCACCGCGGUGCAGCAGAAACGCCCCUGACCCUGCAGGGCCCCUCCCUGCUCCCUCCGCAACCCCCACCGCACCCCAAGCCAUCUCCCCGCAGCCCCACGGCCUUGGUACAGGCUGCCCCCCGCCAGGCUGCCUGUGGGCGGAGGGUCCACAGCGUGCCGGGGGCGGGGGUGUCACAGCUCAGUCCCCAGGGGGAAGAGGACCUGGGGUGAGGGUGCUGGGAUAGACCUGGGGCCUGGGGGACACGUUAGCGCUCCGGUCCCGGGGGAGGAGGGAAGGGUCCGCUCCCUCGGCAUAAUGCCACGCACGGCCCUCACCCCAUCUCCGCUCCCCAGUUCCAAAGCUCAGGCCCAUCCUGCCGCCCUGAGUGGGGACCCACCCGCUCUGCCCUGCCCUCCUGGGCCCUGAGCCCCCAGACUCCUCCCGGCUCCCUCCCCUGCUCCUCUUGGGCUGGGCUCCACCCCCACCGCUUUCCCCGGAUCUGCGGGCAGGUCCCGGGCUCCCCCUUCUGCCUCGCCUCACCGGGCCACCCCCGCAUCCCCGCCUCGCCCCCCUCCCCAAGCCUGCGCCGCGGCGAUUAAUGAGUGACCGUGGGAACUGAGGUCGGCCAGGCCGGGAAGCGCCUCCGCACCCCAGACCCGCGCUGGGGGCUCAGCCCCAGGCCGGACCCACCGUCUCCAGCCGUUUCCAGCACAGCCCCGUGCCCGCCCGCUCCCCGCCCCCUGCAGCCGGGGCUGUUCCCCAAGCUCCUGGCGCCACCAGCUGGCCAAGCGCGGGCUGCGGGGCUCCACCGGCUCAACUGUGGAUCGUUGACGCCCACGUGGGAGCCCAGUCCUCCAGGACACUCUGGGGCUGGGACUGCGGGCCCUGCGUUCCAGACCUGGCAGCGUCCCCACCCGCUCGGUGCAGGACGAAGAACCCCCAAGACCUCCCUCUCCAGAGAGAGCCUGGUUCCGAGUAGAACACUUGGUAGGGCACAGACCUGCCCACCCUGGGGACCCAAGCUGCGUGGGCAGUGGGGCGGAGCCCCUGGGCCCCUGGGGGUGGGGGUGGGGCGCUGCCGAAGAGGAAUUAACCCAAAAGCAGUAGAAGAGAUAAUAAAAAUAAGAGUACAUAUAGAUGAAAUAGAAAAUGGACAUAUAGAGAAAAUUCAAUGAAACCAAAAGCUGGUUAUUUGAAAAGAUCAAUAAAAGUAAUAUAUUUCCAGUUGGACUGAUCAAGUAUAAUUAACAGAAGUCACAGAUGACCUAUGUCAGGAGUGAAAAGGAGGCUUUACUUCGUAUCCUACGGACAGUGUGAGAACAAUAUUUCAACAUGAUUAUAACUUGACUAAAUAUGUGACAAUUUAGAUGAAAUGGAAAAAUUCCUUAAAAGAAACAAAUGAUCAAACCAGGCACAAAAAGAAAUCCAUAAUCAGAAUAGCCCUGCAUCUAUUAAAGGCAUUCAAUUUAUAAUUUGAAAUCUUAUCACAAAGAAAAUUCUUGGCCAAGAUGGUGUCACUGGUGAAUGCAGCUGCCUGGCUGUGUUUUCUUACAUUACAUAUAUAUACGUGACCGUGACAAUACUAUACACAGCAGUAGCAGUCAUAUAACUCUAUUUUGGGCUCCCAGAUUCUGUUACAAUGUGUAAUGUGGGAUGGGGUCUUCCCACACAUAACAGGGAGCAGUUCUCAGACACCAGCAGGGGGUCCCAGAACUCAAUUCUGAGCUGUCUGCCUGGAGACGGCACCAG
This is a messenger RNA of Manis javanica (Malayan pangolin), 2828 nucleotides long. The record is from RefSeq and is a predicted model, not a curated record. NCBI's taxonomy places the organism in Eukaryota, Metazoa, Chordata, Mammalia, Pholidota, Manidae.